This is a messenger RNA of Lates calcarifer (barramundi perch), 1399 nucleotides long. RefSeq lists its product as uncharacterized. Lineage: Eukaryota; Metazoa; Chordata; Actinopteri; Centropomidae. The record is from RefSeq and is a predicted model, not a curated record. Gene Ontology annotation, molecular function: dioxygenase activity.
AACCAUGAUCAGCAACCUUUUAUUUCUCCUGUGCAGCGCGGUGCUGUCACAUACGCAGCCUCACGUUUUGAGACUUUCGCGUGCACUUUUUGUCUUAAAAAUGAGUAUUCCGAUAGUGGACUUUGGUGCAUACAGCCUGGGUGAGAGAGAUGUCACCGAGGAGCAGCUGCACACCCUGAGCAAAGAGCUGAAAACCGCUUUUACAGAAGUUGGCUUUGUUUUUCUGAAGAACACGGGGAUUACUCAGGAGGAGGUGCAUCGAGUUAUGGAUGUAUCCAAGAGAUUCUUCCUGCAGCCAGAUGAGCUCAAACAGCCGUUCAGCAGGAAAAGCUUUGCGAACAACCCGAACCACGGCUGGGUGUCCCUGGAGACUGAGAGAUUGAACCCACGUCGACCUGGAGACCUGAAGGAGGCAUUCAACACUGCUUCACUUCACCCUGACAUAAAAUGGCCGUCAUCAGACGCUGUAACAGGGUUCCAGGAGAUCCAGACGUCUUUCUUCCAGCGCUGUAAGGAGCUGAGUCUGCGGGUGCUGAGGGUGAUGGCCCUCAGUCUGGGUCUGGACCCGGAGGUGUUCCUGAGUGCACACCGUUUAAUAGGAACUGAUGAGAACGGCACAACGCUGCGGUCUCUGUACUACCCGGCGGUGAACAGUGAGAAAGCGAAGGAGGGUCAGCUGCGAUGUGGAGAGCAUUCAGACUACGGCAGCAUCACACUGCUGUUCCAGAGCUCUGAGGGUCUGCAGGUCCGUAAACGUUCAGGUGAAUUUAUCUGCGCUCCCAUCGUCCUUGGAGCCGUCCUCAUCAACAUCGCUGACCUGAUGCAGCGCUGGACCAGCGAUCAGUUUGUCUCUGUGCUCCACAGGGUUUUGCUGCCGCCUGCUGGAGACUCCAGCACACGUCAGUCUCUGGCUUUCUUCGUCCAGCCCGAUGAUGAGGCUCUGAUCACCUGCUGCGACGGCUCCAACAAAUACCCUCCAGUCACAGCAGGUGAAUACCUCAUCGAGCGUUUCAAGGACUCGUACGGGCGGAGCUGAGGAAGGUUUUUAAAAUCGUGCUGUGAGAGUAACUCUUGUCAAAAUGCUGAAUGUUUUUACAUUAUUAAUUGUGAUUUCAACGUCACUGUGUGUGAGCCGAUGUUUAUAACAAAAAGAAGAGAGAGAGGAAGGCCAGCUCAUUCACUUUAUUGUCCACAUUCAAACCGUGUACAAUAGUUUCAUGGAUUUGUUACACAGGACGUUGGGUGGUGGACAGAUUUAAUUGGUUUUAUGAAAGGGACAUAGAAAAAUAAGUAACACCAGACCUGCGAGCAGAUACUGCUGUGAUCCUACAUAGGCUGGGAGACCGAUCUGACUGCUUUUUAAAAGAGACAUAAAAAUAUACCUGUGUUUUUGUCCUCA